AAUUCUAAUACUUCAGAAUUGAGAAAAGAAAGUAGCAAUAUGGCAGUUAUGAGAAAUUUUUAUGUAAUUUCGGUUGUAUAUAUAUUUUUCACACUUACAGAUUCUAGCCUUCGAAUGAUUGUGUUACUGGAAUUAUAUGAUCGACAUUUCAAUGCAUUGCAAUUAUCUCUAAUGUUUACAUUAUACGAAUUUUUUGGAGUCAUUAUAAAUCUUACAGGUGGUAUUAUGGGAUCACGUCUAGGUAUUCGAGUCUGCCUUGUUUCUGGUCUUUUUGUUCAGAUUAUCGGAAUAACAAUGCUAUUCGGUCUUCGAGGAUACUGGAGCUCAUGGACGAAAGAUUUGGUCAAGUUAAGUGGUAAAUCUGUAACAAAAUUAGUGACAAAGGAUAACAGUCUUCAUCAAACUGCAUUAUUCAAAUUGGUAGCCUGGACUACAGGUGCAAAAAAUUCUGGUGCUGGUAAAGUCGCCAUGAAUGUAGGAUUUUAUUAUAUGGCAAAUGUUUUUGGAAGAUUAGUUGGAUUAAUUGUGGGUGGUAUAUUAUACUAUUAUGUUGAAUUGGAUGCUUGUUUCAUUCUUCCUUG
Messenger RNA from Dentiscutata erythropus, 581 nucleotides. Lineage: Eukaryota; Fungi; Glomeromycota; Glomeromycetes; Diversisporales; Gigasporaceae. The record is from the annotation of a GenBank genome assembly.